Cercocebus atys (sooty mangabey) is the source of this 2991-nucleotide messenger RNA. It is a transcript of the gene IL11, whose product is annotated as interleukin 11. Gene Ontology annotation, cellular component: cytoplasm. Gene Ontology annotation, biological process: positive regulation of MAPK cascade; positive regulation of cell population proliferation. NCBI's taxonomy places the organism in Eukaryota, Metazoa, Chordata, Mammalia, Primates, Cercopithecidae. Bases 793 to 1404 code for a protein of 203 amino acids. The transcript has 5 exons. Gene Ontology annotation, molecular function: cytokine activity; growth factor activity. The record is from RefSeq and is a predicted model, not a curated record.
CAGCCUGGGCGACAGAGCUCGAUUCAGUCCCAAAAAACAAACAAACAAAAAAAUUAGAAAGGCUUUUACUCUCUGGCCCCAUUGCUGAGUCCCCAACAUCUCAGCAUCUCUGUCUUUCUAAUAUCUGUCUCCCCAUCUCUGUUAAUGGGGCCUCUCCGUUCCUGUCAUCUGCCCCGUGUCUCUUUGCCUGGUGCCUUCAGCUGCUGCGUCCUCUCUCUCAGAGUCUUGGUGUCUCUGUUCCUUUUCCCUCCGGGUUUCCCGGGUCUCCCCAAGUCCCUCCUGCUGUCUUCCUCCCGCUGUCUGAUCUCGGACUCCCAGAACCUCUCCUCUGUCUCCAGGACUGGCCCUCUGAUCCUCUCUGCUUCUCUGGUGUGUCUCUCUGGCUGCCUCCAUCUCUGUGGAUCUGGGUCUCCCUGUCUCUGUCUCAGUCUCUCCUUCACUCUGUGUGUGUGUCUCUCUCUCUCCGUCCCUUCGACUCCCUGUUCCUCCUGCCUCCACCUCUCCAGGCCCCUGUCCUGUCCGUCCGGCCUCUCUCUGCCUUUCCGUCCUCCUGCCUCCCCAUCUCUCUCUGCCAGUCCUGGUCCAGCCGGACCCCCACCCACAGUCGGGCCCCAGUGCUUGAGCCUGAGUGUCUGCUCUGGCCCGUGGAGGUGGAGGGAGGGGACGCCAAUGACCUCACCAGCCCCUCUCCGACCACCCCCCCCUUUCCCUUUUCAACUUUUCCAACUUUUCCUUCCGUGCCCUCCUCCGAGCGCGGCGGCGUGAGCCCUGCAAGGCAGCCGCUCCGUGUGAAUGGAAAAGGCAGGCAGGGAGGGUGUUUGCCGCCUGGUCCUGGUCGUGCUGAGCCUGUGGCCAGAUACAGCUGUUGCCCCUGGGCCACCACCUGGCUCCCCUCGAGCUUCCCCAGACCCUCGGGCCGAGCUGGACAGCACCGUGCUCCUGACCCGCUCUCUCCUGGAGGACACGCGGCAGCUGACUAUACAGCUGGACAAAUUCCCAGCUGACGGGGACCACAACCUGGAUUCCCUGCCCACCCUGGCCAUGAGCGCGGGGGCACUGGGAGCUCUACAGCUCCCGAGUGUGCUGACAAGGCUGCGAGCGGACCUACUGUCCUACCUGCGGCAUGUGCAGUGGCUGCGUCGGGCAAUGGGCUCUUCCCUGAAGACCCUGGAGCCGGAGCUGGGCACCCUGCAGACCCGGCUGGACCGGCUGCUGCGCCGGCUGCAGCUCCUGAUGUCCCGCCUGGCCCUGCCCCAGCUGCCCCCAGACCCGCCGGCGCCCCCGCUGGCGCCCCCCUCCUCAACCUGGGGGGGCAUCAGGGCCGCCCACGCCAUCCUGGGGGGGCUGCACCUGACACUUGACUGGGCCGUGAGGGGGCUACUGCUGCUGAAGACUCGGCUGUGACCCGAGGCCCAGAGCCACCGCCGUCCUUCCAAAGCCACAUCUUAUUUAUUUAUUUAUUUCGGUACUGGGGGCGAAACAGCCAGGUGAUCCCCCUGCCUUUGUCUCCCCCUAGUUAGAGACAGUCCUUCCGUGAGGCUGGGGGGCAUCUGUGCCUUAUUUAUACUUAUUUAUUUCAGGAGCGGGGGUGGGAGGCAGGUGGACUCCUGGGUCCCCGAGGAGGAGGGAGCUGGGGUCCCGGAUUCUUGUGUCCACAGACUUCUGCCCUGGCUCCUCCCCCUCGAGGCCUGGGCAGGAAUACAUACUAUUUAUUUAAGCAAUUACUUUUCAUGUUGGGGUGGGGAGGGAGGGGAAAGGGAAGCCUGGGUUUUUGUACAAAAAUGUGAGAAACCUUUGUGAGACGGAGAACAAGGAAUUAAAUGUGUCAUACAUACCCACUUGAGGGCGACUUGUCUGAGAGCUGGGGCUGGAUGCUCGGGUAACUGGGGCAGGGCAGGUGGAGGUCCCGAGUGGGCGGGGCAGGGACUGGGAGACGGGUCAGUCACCCAGACAGCUCUGGGGAGGCAGAGUUUGAGCCUCGCCUGGGGCCCCACACUGCAUACGGCUCUUUGUUUUUUGAGAUGGAGACUCGCUCUGUUGCCUAGGUUGGAGUGCAGUGGCACAAUCUAAGCUCACUGCAACCUCCACCUCCCGGGUUUAAUCGAUUCUCCUGCCUCAGCCUCCCGAUUAGCUGGGAUCACAGGCGUGCACCACCACGCCCGGCUAAUUAUUUAUUUCUUUUGUAUUUUCAGUAGAGACAGGGUUUCACCAUGUUGACCAGGCUGGUUUCGAACUCCUGACCUCAGGUGAUCCUCCUGCCUUGGCCUCCCAAAGUGCUGGGAUUACAGGUGUGAGCCACCGCACCUGACCUAUAUAGGUCUUCCAUAAAUAUUUAAUGGAAGGUUCCAGAAGUCACCCUGUGAUUAACAGUACCCGUAUGUGACAAAGCUGCAAGGUCAAGAUGGUUCAUUAUGGCUGUGUUGACUGUAGCAAAUUGGAAACAAUCCAGAUAUCCAACAGGUGAGGGUUAAACAACAUGGUGCAUCGGUGGAUGGAAUGCCGCCCGGCCACCCAGAGCAGGGACUAGCAUUCAGGGAGGCUAAGGAGAGAGGCCUGCUUCGGAUAUAGAAAGAUAGCCUGACAUUGGCCAGGCAUGGUGGUCACGCCUGUAAUCCUAGCACUCUGGGAGGACGAAGCGAGUGGAUCACUGAAGUCCAAGAGUUCGAGACCAGCCUGGGAGAUGUGGCAAAACCCUGUCUCAAAAGAGAAAAAACGAUGUCCUGAUAUGAAACAGCUACAAAACCACUGCAUGAUGCGAUUCCAAUUUUUGUGUUUUUCUUUCUAUAUAUGGAUUUUAAAAAAAAAAAAAAACCCUAAAAGGAAAUAAGCCAAAUGUUGACAAGGACUGUCUCCAGGUCAAAGGAGAGAGGUGGGAUUGUGGGUGACUUUUGAUGUUUAUGAUUGUCUGUAUUUUACAGAAUUUCUGCCAUGACUGUGUAUUUUGCAUGACACAUUUUAAAAAUAAUAAACACUAUUUUUAGAAGAACAGAA